AUGUUCACAUUCGCUGCCUUCUGCUACAUGCUGUCUCUGGUCCUCUGCGUCUCCCUCAUAUUCUUUGCAAUAUGGCACAUCACAGCCUUUGAUGAGCUCCAGGCUGACUUCAAGGUCCCCAUCGAUCAGGGAAACCCUCUCCAUGCGAGGGAGAGGCUGAGGAACAUUGAGAGGAUCUGCAACCUGCUGCGGAAGCUGGUGCUGCCGGAGUACUCCAUCCAUGGGCUCUUCUGCAUCAUGUUCCUGUGUGCUCAGGAGUGGCUGACGGUGGGCCUCAACAUCCCCCUUCUCUUCUACAACACAUGGAGGUACUUUCACUCGCCCACCGACACGAAGGAGCUGCUGUACGAUCCGGCAUCUGUCAUGAAUGGAGACACGCUCAAGUUCUGCCUGAAGGAGGCCUGGUGCAAGUUGUCCUUCUUCGUCCUGUCCUUCUUCUACUACCUGUACUGUAUGAUCUACGCCUUGGUUACCUCAUCAUAACAACUGACCAAUCAGCGAACAGGAGACGACGCCUCCGAGCCAACCUGCAGUAGUCUCAAUGUAGAGACCACCUCACGAACAUAGCACUGAUCUGGUCUGAGGUCCCACUCGGCUGCUCCGCUGUACAUAGGAACUGAAGAACUGUUUGUAACGGGUCUGGUGACUGUAUCAGACUUGAUCAUCACUGCCUGGUUAGUACCACUCACUCUGGCACAACGCUCUGGAGCCAGUAGCAGAGCCGGAGAGCACACGGUAGCGUUUGCACAGUUUGUCUCAGGCACAGUUUCGGUGAAAGCACUGCCCGACCGCACAAGCCCCGCCCUCCUGCCGCGCCUCGCCUCCUGUAGCUUCAGCGAGACCGGUCACACGGAGCACACUGUACAGAGGGAUCGAACUGAAGUGAGGGGUGCUCUGGACCACCUCUCCCACCCUGACACAUGGCCCCCAGUCUGUGGGUUUUUCUUAACAUAGAUAUUAUAUAGAUAUGAAUGGCUUUGUGAUGUGAGCAUUUUUGUGUAUUCUUUAUAAAGGCAUUCUUUCCUUCAGUCCCAUUUCCAUAAGGUUAAAAUUGUAUGGUAACUGAAGAU
Molecule: messenger RNA, 1070 nt
Organism: Periophthalmus magnuspinnatus
Lineage: Eukaryota; Metazoa; Chordata; Actinopteri; Gobiiformes; Gobiidae
Gene: cnih3
Product: cornichon family AMPA receptor auxiliary protein 3
Exons: 6
Coding region: 1-483 (160 amino acids)
Biological process (GO): regulation of AMPA receptor activity; vesicle-mediated transport
Cellular component (GO): synapse; dendrite
Source: RefSeq, a predicted model, not a curated record